GCCCUUACCUCUGCUGCAUCUGCAUUGCUUUUUGUUGGUCAUAUGCUACAGCUACAUCUGCAAUGGGCAGCAUUUCUCCAGGCUCAAGUGCGGCGCACGCUAUUCUUGUGCCCGAGGUAGAAUCUCACAUGCUCAAACGCUCCGUCACAGCUGCUUCUGGUGCGCCGCCCAUUCACACACUGGAAUGGCUGCCCUUCUACCGUCGGCCAUUCGGCGAGUACAUUUGUGAUACGCUGCCAAGCAAUCUUCUUGUCUUUCAUCUCGUCGCAACGGGCUUCAUCACUGGCAUUUUGGAUGCAACCACAUUUGUUGAAUUUGGUACCUUCACAUCAAAUCAGACUGGUAAUACAGUGUUGCUUGGUGUGCUCGCUUUAGGUCUAGGUGACCAACAGUACAAGAAUCGCCUUGUUGAUACGGCCGUUAGCCUGUCUAGCUUCCUGAUUGCAGCAUUCAUCUGUGGUCAGAUUGCCAAUCACAUCCAUCCAGGACAUGGCCGUGCACGGUGGUGGAUACUGAUGUCUUCAUUUUAUCAGACGGCGACGAUUCUCAUCACUGCUGGGCUAUUGUUUGGCAAGGCCAUUACAACUGGACGACAAUGGUCUUGGCUCGUCAUUCUUCUGCUUGCGAGUUCUUCUGGAAGUCAAGUGGCCAUGGCGCGUCAGUUCUCAAUACCUGAAAUACCCACAGCCAUGCUUACAUCGCCACUUGUGGACCUCGUUACAGAUCCGCACCUCUUCAGUACAUCUUUCCACAAAGCACACGACAAUCCACGGUCACGCAGGGUCUCCUAUAUCGUUGCUCUUGUUGUGGGUGUCUUUCUCGGCGCAGGCAUACACAAGCAUGCUGGGCCCGAGGUUGUGAUUUUGAUUGCUGGCUGCAUGAAGCUCGUCAUCCUCCUGUCUUUUCUCGUCACUGCGAGCGAAGCAGAGCAUGAAGAGCGUGCCCGGGCCGAAAGAGAGCAAGUGGAAGCUACAGUACAGGCAGCAUCGCCCUAGACGGUCAAAAUACAACAAGUGCAAAAGAUAGAAAGUACUUCAAAGUAGAUGAUGGAAUAGCCGAAUUUUGUCCCC
Molecule: messenger RNA, 1070 nt
Organism: Protomyces lactucae-debilis
Lineage: Eukaryota; Fungi; Ascomycota; Taphrinomycetes; Taphrinales; Protomycetaceae
Exons: 3
Coding region: 63-995 (310 amino acids)
Source: RefSeq, a predicted model, not a curated record